This is a messenger RNA of Anopheles coustani, 1378 nucleotides long. It is a transcript of the gene nudC, whose product is annotated as nuclear migration protein nudC. Gene Ontology annotation, cellular component: cytoplasm. The coding region runs from base 98 to 1084 and encodes 328 amino acids. The record is from RefSeq and is a predicted model, not a curated record. Gene Ontology annotation, biological process: protein folding. NCBI's taxonomy places the organism in Eukaryota, Metazoa, Arthropoda, Insecta, Diptera, Culicidae. The transcript is spliced from 5 exons.
GUUUACCGACAUUUCCAGAACAUCUGUGAAUCAGUCGCGUGUGGUUUGUGCGUUAGUGCUUUUGUGAUCGAAUUUAUCGUGCUAGUGAGUAACAAAAAUGUCUGAUGACGAAGGAAAAUUCGAUACCAUUCUGUUCGCGAUGGCAGAACAGCAUCCCGGUGGUGUGCCAGAGAUGCUUGCAACAAUCGCCGGAUUUCUAAACAGAAAGACUGAUUUCUUCGUCGGUGGCGAAGAUUGCGAUUGGGAAAAACUGGUGUUGAAAAUAUUCCGCAAUGAGGCGAAUAAAGCGCAGGAGGUUGCGCGAAAGAAGCGCCAGCAGCGUGAGGAGGAAGAAAGGCGUCGUCAGGAGGUGCUGCGCAAGAAGCGCGAAGAGGAAGAACAGAGUAAAACGGCCACGAUAACCGAGCUUACGGAUGAGGAGGCCGAGCAGCUCCAGAAAGAGCUCGACGCGAAAAAGAAAAAAGUGAGUGAACCGGAACCCGAACCUUCCAGUAGCGGUAAGGACAGUGAAGAUAAGAAAGCAGAAAGUGACUCAGAAGAUAUAGAACCAGGCGAUGAAGGUAAGUUAAAACCGAACCGGGGCAACGGCUGCGAUCUAGACAACUAUAAAUGGACACAGACGCUGCAAGAAAUCGAGUUGCGUGUUCCGUUCGAUGUAAAGUUCACACUGAAAGCAAAAGAUGUCGUGGUUAAUAUUCAAAGGAAGACCCUUAAGGUCGGUCUCAAAGGUCACCCGCCAGUGAUUGACGGUGAGCUGCAUAGUGAGAUCAAAAUAGAGGAUUCCCUCUGGCAUCUGGACAAAAAUACGGUGGUGGUAACUUUCGAGAAGAUCAAUCAGAUGUCCUGGUGGGAGCGACUGGUAACGACAGAUCCGGUCAUAAAUACGCGCAAAAUUAAUCCCGAAUCGUCAAAGUUGUCCGAUCUGGACGGAUCGACGCGCAGCAUGGUCGAAAAGAUGAUGUACGACCAGCGCCAGAAGGAGAUGGGCCUGCCGACGAGCGACGAGCAAAAGAAGCAGGAGGUGUUGAAAAAGUUUAUGGAACAACAUCCUGAGAUGGACUUUUCCAAAUGUAAAUUUAACUAAAACCUGCACGUUUCCUGUGGAUCUGUGAAAAAAUAUGCCCCGAGUCUUAUAAGAAUUAUACGGCAUUGAACGGUAGUGAGCUGGCUUACGUUCCAUUUUUGUUUUGGACCAUUUUGUCAGUCGGUUCCGGAAAGGGGGUAGAAUUGCGCACGUAAACUUUUGUGGUUGUAAAGGCUUACCAUUCAUGAGCGCUUUUAGUCGCCCAUUCGGCACCCGUUCACGUAUUAUAAUAUUUGACUUAAAAUAUGAUAUAAGCAAUAGAACUUCGUCUUGUUAAACAAUUUUCAUCAGUAA